AAGUGGUGAGGCUAGUUCUGACAGCGAUCAACAGCGACUAUUGGUCGCGAAAUUUGUUAAAUUUUAGAUGUACUGUUGUUGAUAAGUAAUUUAAAUCUUUACUUUCGUCUUUUGUUUGUGAAUCGAUACAAAAACGUAACUGUUAAAUAGACGAUAGAGAGCCACGAGUAUUUGAGAAUAUUUGAUUAAACGAACGCAUCAAAAUGUACGUUAAAGUGCGAACAAUAGAUGGUAAACAGGAGGCAAUACUGACUAUCUCUAAAUUGACUGAGGUGGAAGACUUUAAGCACGAAAUUGAAAAAGAAUUUAAUGUGAAAGCUGAUUUGCAAAGAUUGUUUUUUCGUGGAAAACAGUUAGAAAAUGGUUAUAAGCUUCAUGAUUACAAUAUCAACUUAAAUGAUGUAAUUCAGUUAAUGACGAGAGUAAAUGUUGAUGAUGCAAAAAUCAAAGCUACCUCUAGUAGUACUACAAGUUCUACUACUACGAGUUCUACUACUACUAAUUCUAAAUCUGAAACAGACAAUAUAGAUAAUUCUAACGAAGAUGAGACACUUGUCGAAGCUGAAAGUUUAUAUUAUAAAGAUGGAGAUGCUGUAGAUUGUCUUGAUCCAACUUAUGGAGCCUGGUUCGAGGCAAUAAUAUUAAAAAUCUAUAAAAAGGAAGAUAAACUUAUUUAUAAUGUACGUUGGGAAUUUGACGACAAUGCACCACAUUUUAAUGUACCUGAAUUAUCUGUAAGACCACGCGCGAGGCGCCUUAUGCGGUUUGAUGCCUUAAAAAUAGGUGAUAAAGUAAUGAUCAAUCAUAAUGUUGAUGAUCCCAAAGAGACUGGGCUGUGGUAUGAUUUCACAAUAUCAAAAAUAGAUAAAAAGAGAAGAGUACAGGAACUUACAGGAACUCUUCAUAUUGGAAGGGAUCAGCAACUCGAAAAUCGUAAAGUAAAUCCAAAAAGUGAAAUUUUCGCAAUAGAAGAGGCCAAACUUCUUAAAGAUAGAACCCCUGAAGAUGAACAGCACAUGAUCAGUAAUGGUAAACGAAGACGCGUACAAGCUAAUUGUAAUGCAUGUUCGGAUAAUCCUCGCACGAAAUGUAAGGAAUGCGGUUGCAGAGUAUGUGGUGGAAAAGAAGAUGAACAUAAUCUUCUAUUAUGCGAUGAAUGUAACAACGCGUAUCACUUACGAUGUUUAAAUCCCCCGUUAACGUCUAUACCAGAAGAAGAUUAUUGGUAUUGCGCAGAAUGUAAAAAUGAUGAAAACGAGAUUGUAAAGGCAGGUGACAAAUUGAAGCAGACGAAAAAAAAAACCAAUGAAAAUAGUAACAGUAAACGAGAUUGGGGUAAGGGAAUGGCAUGUGUGGGAAGGACAAAAGAGUGUAGUAUAGUACCACCAAAUCAUCGCGGACCUGUUCCAGGAGUAGAAGUUGGAAUGUGUUGGAUAUACAGAGUACAAGUAUCCGAAGUUGGUGUACACAGACCGCAUAUAGCUGGAAUUCACGGACGCGAAACUGAUUGCGCAUAUUCCAUCGUGUUAUCCGGUGGGUACGAGGAUGAUAUUGACAAUGGCGAUGAAUUUAUGUAUACUGGGUCUGGAGGAAGGGACUUAUCAGGGAACAAAAGAACGGCUGAACAGAGUUGUGAUCAAACAUUGACUAGAAUGAAUAAGGCUUUAGCAGUAAAUUGCAAUGCCAAACUUAACGCAACUGUUGGUGCUACAGCCGAAGAUUGGAGGGGCGGUAUACCCGUAAGAGUAGUAAGGAACUUCAAGCUUGCUAAACAUAGUAAAUACGCACCUGAGGAAGGCAACAGGUACGACGGUAUAUAUAAAGUGGUAAAAUAUUAUCCAGAUACAGGUAAAAGUGGCUUUCGUGUAUGGAGAUAUUUAUUAAGAAGGGAUGAUCCUGCACCCGCACCAUGGACUAAAGAGGGCAAAGAACGGAUAGCUGCAUUAGGUUUCAAGCCAAUGUAUCCAGAUGGAUACUUAGAAGCAAUGGCAAAAAAUAAAACAAAUAAGAAACGAAACGAGUUUACAGAACAACAAAAUUCUAUUGCUUCAAUACUAGAGGAACCACCUAAAAAGAAACGAAAACGCGAAGCUUAUAAAUUAGAAAUCGAACUAGAGAAAUUGAUUAACGAAGAUCAAGGAAAUGCGAAGUUGUGGGACGAAUGUCGUACAGCUUUAUCAAAUGGAAAAGCUGCGUUUUUACAACAAGUAUCGGAAAGGUUCAUAUGUCCUUGCUGUUUAGAAGUGGUUUUUAAUCCAGUAACGACUCCGUGUGCGCAUAAUAUUUGCCAUGUUUGUUUAAAACGUAGUUUUUCAUCUGGUGUACAUUGUUGCCCAUCGUGUCGUCAUUUGUUAGACAAAAAUUAUAAGAUGGAAAUCAAUCAAUCUUUAUCAUCUUCAUUGUUAUUACUUUAUCCAGGCUACGGGGGUGGCAGAUAACAUUAACUUUUCAUGAAACGAUUACCUUUCAAAUACGAAUUAAUAUUUACCUAGACUGUAUUACGUAAUAUUCCUGUAACGAAUGGUACUGAACUACGAGUGAUUUGUUAUAAUAUAUAUACAUUCGUAUAAGUAUGGCAUAUGUAUGCCUAUAUUGCUUAAUAUAUCAUAGCAAAUUUUGCAGGCAUAUAAAAUUUGCGUAUGUAAUCCACCGAAACAAUAAUGAACUUUAUUAUCACUAAUACUUAUAAUAAUAAAAAUGACUGAUGAUAAUAUUAAUAAUACGAGGAUAAGGAUAAUAUUUUCAUUGCAGGGAGAACAAAAUUUGUAGGAAAUGAAGAAAACACACAUGAUUAAUAGUUAUAGUACUUAUUUUUAUAUUGAUUUAUGUAAGUUUUACUCUUGUAGUUGUACGUAGUAUCAGAUAUGGAAAUACUUCACUAAACUGCUAUUACUUAAUGCUUACUUCUAUAUUCAUGUAUACAUAUCAAUGUGUUCAGAUUGAUUUCAGUUAUAGUACUUUUAAUUUUAUAUUCUAAUAAAACAAUUUGUUUCCUGGUAAA
Messenger RNA from Hylaeus volcanicus, 3001 nucleotides. RefSeq names its product E3 ubiquitin-protein ligase UHRF1-like (gene UHRF1). Gene Ontology annotation, biological process: negative regulation of gene expression via chromosomal CpG island methylation; protein ubiquitination. The transcript has 8 exons. The record is from RefSeq and is a predicted model, not a curated record. NCBI's taxonomy places the organism in Eukaryota, Metazoa, Arthropoda, Insecta, Hymenoptera, Colletidae. Gene Ontology annotation, molecular function: protein binding; ubiquitin protein ligase activity. Bases 204 to 2438 code for a protein of 744 amino acids.